This is a messenger RNA of Homarus americanus (American lobster), 7092 nucleotides long. Its product is annotated as fibronectin type-III domain-containing protein 3a-like. The record is from RefSeq and is a predicted model, not a curated record. The coding region runs from base 76 to 3894 and encodes 1272 amino acids. The transcript is spliced from 19 exons. Gene Ontology annotation, molecular function: protein binding. NCBI's taxonomy places the organism in Eukaryota, Metazoa, Arthropoda, Malacostraca, Decapoda, Nephropidae.
UUCCCAAAACGAGGACUUAUACUGACUACUAUAUCACCAGGAAAACAGUUGACUUAAUUAACUGCUAACAGAGAGAUGUCCCAGACACCCGAUACAUAUAAGGGGCAGAAUGUUGAGAUCCUUGUCAACGAAGGAAGCACCAUGAAAGAACCUGAAAAUACAACUAAUGACCAAGGAAUGAUGGAGGCGUCUAGCCAGUCAGACAGUUCAACAUGUCCAGUGGUUAGUACUACGACUCGAGAACAAUCCUUACCUGAAUGUUUGGUCACCAUGAAAACCUCCAGCGAGACUUUGACAAAUACAACACUUGAUGAAAAAUCUCUGGAUGAAGAUGCUGUUUUGAUGAAAGAAGAAAGUUUACGAGUUACCCCAGGAUCAUGUAAGUUCAAGGAUGGAGACACUGCAGUUACCCCACGACUCAGUGAGGUGACAAGUGUUAAGACCCCAUCAGCUAAUAAGGUCAAGGAUGAGGUGUCUGUCAGUGCCCGACCACCCAGCAGAGUCAUGGUAAAACCUAAUAAUAUUAGAGGUGAGGGUUCUGUCAGCACUCCAAGUAAGGAACAACAACAGAAGCAGCAUGAGGGUUCUGUCAGCACCCCAAGUAAAGAACAGCAACAGAAGGAAGAUGCUAUGGAUUCUAAAAGUGUUGGUGUGGCAGAAGGUGGAGGAAGACAUUCUCUAUCAACUGUUAUAAGAGUACAUCAUGGCGAUGGACAAGUCAUUACAUUUAGGCUGAGGGGCGCAAAUGCAGGACAAGGCCCUCCCCAAUUCUUCGGCCCACCACCUCCUGGUCCUCCUCCCCAGGGCUAUGUACCACCUUACCAACCUCCUCCGCAGUAUGCCCCUGUCAUGUCACCGCCUCUUGCCCAACCAUCACCACCACCAAUUUACAGCCAGAAGCCUGAACGUCAUAUGCGUCAAUAUGACAAACCAAGAACAAAGUAUUACCAGCGGCAGCCACACCAGCACCACAACAAGUCUGAGACCAGUAGCCUCCAUAGUACUCCACCGCUCUCUCCAAAGAAAGAACCUCUUGUUAGGAAAAAUGGUGGAGAGGAAGAAAUUCAGACAGAGGAUGGAGAGGACCCUAGAAAUAGUCUCCAACACCUCCUCUCUCAGGUUAAGCCACCUAAGGUGAUUAAUGUGAUGCCCCAUGAAGCUGUUAUCCAGUGGCUGGCUCCUGAUUUGUGUGGCCUGCAUGAUGACACCCCAGUCUCUGAACUACUGUAUGAGGUCUUCCUAAAUAACAACUCGUACAUGUCCAUCCCUGCCACGCAACUUACAAUUAGUGGACUCAAACCUGCUACUGAGUAUAGGGUCUAUUUCCAGUGUUUAUGUGGUACUGUGCGAGGGGAUUCUAGUGGUGUUACAGUUUUCCAAACACACUCUACUGUCCCAGAUGCUCCCCAGCUGCCAAAAAUGAAUCACAGAUCAAAAACUUCUCUUCAGUUCAGAUGGUUUCCUGUGAAAGAAAAUGGAUCUCGUGUGACUGCAUUUAUUCUUGAGUUGUGUGGGAACAGUGGAGAGUGGACAGAAGUCUACAAAGGACGGCAAAAACAACAUACUAUUGUUAAACUUCAACCACACACACGCUACCGAGCGCGUGUUUCUGCAGUCAAUGAACAUGGCAAGAGCGAGUACAGCCCCGAGUGUGUAGCUUGGACGAAUGGUGUGGUGCCCUCCCAACCUGCUCCUCCUGUCUUAGAGCAAGCAUCUGUUACAUCUCUAAGUCUUGGCUGGAUCAAGAGACCCAUGGAGGAAUUGUACACCUUGCAGAUGGAGGACUCGUUAAAUAGCUAUGGUUUCAUUGCGGUUUACAGUGGCCCGGAGACAAGAUUUACCUGUCAUGACUUAAGGAGAAAUGCGGAUUAUAAGUUUAGAUUAUGUGCCCGGAACGACGAAGGUACAUCACCAUUCUCGGACAUUGUCUGUUACCCGACGCUGCCAGACCGGCCAAAGCCCCCAUCCUCCCCGACUGUUAAGGGUCGACCGAAGUCUACCAAGUUGACGCUUACCUGGACUCCACCAGCUGAUCAUGGGGGUUCUCCCAUAACUGUCUAUAGAGUAGAAAUUGACCGUGGCACUGGAUUUGAGUGUAUAUAUUCUGGAGAAAGUGUCGAGACAGAGUGUACAGAUUUGAGUCCAGGGAUGAGCUACCGUGUUCGACUACUGUGUGAAAGCCCAGGAGGACAGAGUGAUUGGAGUGACACUGCCAUCGUGACCACUGAGGCCAUAUGUCCUGGGGUGUGUCAACCUCCUCGGUUAUUGGGCAAACCUAAAGCUUCCUUAUUACAGCUCAAGUGGGGUCAUCCGGAAUAUGAUGGUGGAGCGCCUGUGACCGAGUUCCGCAUUGACAUGAUGUCUCCAGACAACGACAGAAGACAGGUGUACUGUGGACGAGAUCUUGAAUGCACUGUUGCUAGCCUUUUACCUGGUCGACCGUAUAUCUUCCUGGUGAGAGGUGUAAACCGCAUGGGUCCAGGGCCGUGGUCUGAACCUCUGGAGGUGGUGAGUGGCGCUGGGCCUCCCGAUGCUCCACACGCACCUCAUCUAGCUUGUCGCAGCCCUUAUUCUGUGCACUUGGCAUGGGAAGAACCUAUAAACAAUGGAGCUGGGAUUGAUCAGUAUAAUGUACAGAUUGCAGAGGUAUCUUGCCCCCAUGCCGAGUCCUCGGAGUCAUCUUCAACUUGUGGUGACAUGGAGUCUGAACUGACUUUCAACAGUGCAUACACUGGGUCCUCCACUACUACUGAAGUGCGUAACUUGGCUCCUGCUACAACCUAUGCUUUCAGAGUGUGUUGCAGUAACAGUGCAGGAGUUGGUCCUUGGUCCUCACAUGCAACAGUGACGACCCCUGCUGCCCCCCCUGCACCAGUUGCCUACAUCUCCUCCUCCCCAGCUGCCACAGCUGUUACAUUGCUGUGGGGAGAGCCUGCCAACCAUGGUGACCCCAUUACUCACUAUGUAAUAGAAGUGGGCGAUAGGACAGUCACCACGCCAGGACCAGAGACGGAGUAUACACUCAACGAUCUUCAGCCUGAAACCUUGUAUAGAAUACGAAUCCAAGCCACGAACAGUGUAGGUCCUGGAGGAUUCAGUGGAAUUCACAAAAUAACAACGAGACCGCUGCCUCCUGCCCCGCCCACCCUAGAGCUCGUCAAAGCUUCCUACAAUUCCCUCAAGCUCAAGUGGGGUGAUGGACGUAACUUGGACAUGUUGACGUAUUCUCUUCAGAUGGAAUUCACUAAUCCUCACAACGGUACCAGAGAGUUCUAUCAGGUGUAUAGUGGCACAAAUCAGAACUACAAGGUGGUGAGGCUAGAGGAGAACACUGCAUACCAUCUUCGUAUCUGUGCCAGCAACGAGGCGGGUGUUGGACCUUAUUCUGCUGUGGCUCAUCUCUCAACUACUAAGGCCCCUCCUCCUCCUCUUAAAGCUCCUCGUGUGACGGAAAGUCCAGAAGGAAGCCACGUUGUUGAAUGGUGCAGUGCGCGUUGUCCAGGUGAAGAUUCCAUUGUAUAUCGUCUUCAGGUGCUACAAGCUGGCAAGGAUCAGGACUACUCUCUGGUGUACACUGGAAGUGAAACCUCAUAUGCACUGACAGGUCUGGAGCCUCACACAGGGUACUAUGUUCGUGUUUGUGGGGUUCGAGUCUGUGGAGAUGGAGAGACGAUGGCUGGUGCUUAUUCUUCCCCAGCACUCUUCAACACCCCAAAGCCAGCUCCAGUAACUACUACUAAGACCUCUGCAAACACCACCCAGGAGGUGGGACUGCAGUGGCACAAUCUCAGUGAUCAACAAAAGGCUGCUGCCAUCUUGGUUGUUUUUUCUCUUUUCUGUGCCAUUGCUGCCAUCGGCCUGCAUCACUUCUUGGCCCCUGACCCUGCACGGUAACCCAGCGAUAAGAUAUAAUUUCAGGUUUUUAUUUUUAUGAGGAAAACUACCCAGAUUUAUACUGCAAUGAUCCCAAGAGCCUAGGACCCACAAUUGUAGCCUAAGGCACAGGUGUGGUUGGUGCACAGUGAACGAGUUUAAUGCAAGACACAGCAGCCGCUCCUGUACCUCUCACUGUAGUCUGUAAAGGUUAGCUGGAAACCUGACAAAUAACCAAUGUUAAAGCAGCCUCUGGACUUGUGGUUUUGUACAAGCAGUCUCUGUAUUUUUCCCAAGUGAGUGUGAAAUGGUACAUUGCAUUCAGAUUGUAAUUUUACAGACAUUUAAAGGUAUAUCAUAUGCUUUUACAGAUGGUCUUUUUAUACAAAUAUAUUCUUUUCCCUUUCUAAUGUGUAUUCUCUGGAAAAGAUUUUAGUACCAAAGUAGUUGAGAGAUUAAUAUGUAUUAAAGCAGUCAAAUCAUACAACUUAUCUGGUAUGAGUGCUUUAGUAACUCCUUGAGAAAUUUAAUAAGGCUGUGUGUGCACAAUAUAAAUUACUGUUGUUGCUGUAUGUACCAUUUUACUCUCACUCAAUACAAUAAGGUGCUGAGUUAUUUUGUGCAGUUGCAAAACCCUGCUUCCCAAAGUGUAUUUUUAGCAAACUACAUUUGCUUGAUAUUCUGUGCUGCCUGAUGUGUUGUUUAUGAUGUUGUGAAAAUUAGUUUUAUAUAGUAGACCUGAUUUAUAAAAUUUACCUUAGUAAAAAAAAAAAGUUAUAUUUUCUCUGCAGUUGUCCCAGGUAAAUCAUCACACAUUCCGUGAACUGAAAUCUCCACAUUUAGAUGUUCAUUUCUAGUUUAAGUUUUAAGUUACCCACACAUUGUAAUAAUGGACCAAAAUAGCUGCCACUGAUAGUAUUUGUAUACCCCCAUACGUACUUAGGAUGGAACUGAUAUCCCUUGUAAACAGUUAAAGCAUGGCACCUGGGUUCAGUUGAUUGUUUGUGUUGUUUCCACUGCCUCUGGAUGCUAAAUGUUGCAACACUGGUGCUCAAUAGUGGUUGGUGUGCUGUCCCUGUGCUCAAGUGGAAAGUUCACUCACAGGUCGCAUCUGGUUCAGCAGCAUAGCUGCUUGUUCAGCCAUGUUAGAUAUCACAGUAUUUUUCCGUGUGCUUUAUUCCUGUCGGUGCAAUAAGUGGUGGAUACUUCUAUGUCAACAGUAUUUAGCUCCAGGGCAUUAUUUUCCAUAAAGGAUGAAAAGGGAAGCUUGGAUGCUGUUUAAAGCAGAUUCACUGAUGCAACAAGCCACAUUUGUCUCAACAGGAUAGCUAUGAGACAAAGUGCUUUCCCACUUCCCAUUUAGAAUUUUCUCGCACAUUAUUUAAAACGAAUGGAAGUGGAGGGUUGGGUUAACAAUAUUGCUCUCUGGUUUAUUGGUUUUUGCCUGCCAUAGGGAAGCAGGGCAUCAUCUCUUCUUCAUAGCUCCUUGGGUCUUAGGCCCAGACUCUCCAAAAGCACUGACAUGAAUCUAACCAGUCAUAUCCUCUGUAAUGAUACAAGAGCCAAUCGAGCUUUUUCCUUAUUGAAGGAUUUAGGCUAGUUAAAAUAACUGGUUGUUAAUGGAAGUUACAGUUACAUGGUACUAAGCAUCCAAGAAAGGUUGCAAGAAACCAGCAUUAACCUCAUGGAUGUGGUGUUGAUGUGUCCAGGCAGAUCUAAAUGGUUAUACCAGACUGUGAUGUCGUCCCAAGUUGGAGAGUUCGUACAUGAACUUUCUUGCUUCAUUUCCUAUUGGGAGUGCAACUUAGAUGGGGAGAAUAGUGUCCAAACCAUAUUUUGUAAGUUGGUAUCCCUAUAUAUAUAUAUAUAUAUAUAUAUAUAUAUAUAUAUAUAUAUAUAUAUAUAUAUAUAUAUAUAUAUAUAUAUAUAUAUAUAUAUAUAUAUAUAUAUAUAUAUAUAUAUAUAUAUAUAUAUAUAUAUAUAUAUAUAUAUAUAUAUAUAUAUAUAUAUAUAUAUAUAUAUAUAUAUAUAUAUAUAUAUAUAUAUAUAUAUAUAUAUAUAUAUAUCUCAAAUUAUUCAGUAAAUCAUAAAAUUAAGAAUAAAAAUUAUUUUAUAUGAAUCAAAGUAUGAUAUUGUAUGUAUUGCUAUUCUGUAACUGGUAUUGGUAGCUUGCUUUCUGAUUUGAUGCGGUGUUUGUAUUACAGAAUUCCUUCAUACAUAGUGUUUGAAUGUUAUAACCAUUGCACAAUUUUAUGGUAAACCUCCAAAGAUGUAUUUAGGAUUUAUACUUAUGACAUGCAGAUAAGGGGUUUUCAAAACUGAUUUUGGACAAAUUAAUUGCUAAAAUGUAUUUGGUUCUUUGGAACCUCCUGUCUUUAGCAAAAAGGAAGUUAAUCAUGAUUCUUUCCAUGUGAUUGAUUGGAAAAGUUGUUGACAUGAGUCAUCCCAAAGUGAAAGUGGCUAAUUAGGGGGGAAAUGAUUAUAGUAUGUACAGUAUUAUAAAAAAUGAAUAAAAUAACACUCGGCAUCACAGAUUAAUUAUUUGCAAAAAUAUGGAUGCAAGAGACUCAGUAUCCACAAACAUCAGAGAGAGAGAGAGAGAGAGAGAGAGAGAGAGAGAGAAAAAGAAUAAUUGAUAAAUACUGGGCAUCAUUCUUGCUGUGAUAUUUACAAGGUGUUUGGAAGCCAUUAUUGAUUUACUGACAAAAUACUAAAAUUUGCAUAUGUCUGGGAUAAAGGUUGCUGCUCACUUUGGGAUGGACAAGUCAGUUAAAGACUAAAUUGAAAUUAGUCUAAUUGUACUGUUCCACUUGUGAGUUGGACUGUCAUCUUUCUUGGUCAGCCACAUUUUCUUGGAUUUGUGGUUGGUGGGGAGUCUGUGCCAGAAUGGAGUCGUAAAUGCUGCCAAUUAUUUAGGUUGUCAGAUAUUGUAAUUACUGUAGUACACAACCUUGACGAUGGAGACACAGGGGAAGAUGAUGGUCCAAUUGCUGGUUAGGUAGAGGUAGUCUUGCACCUUGUUGCCGUUUUGUUCACUUUAGUUCAUUGUUUUGGCCCUCAAGUAUAUUUUUGGAUAUGUGACAAUUAGUAUUCUAAGACUUUGUGUACCAUAGCCUUGUGUAAGUAUAUCAUAAAAAUAUUCUUUAUACAUAAUAGUACUAUAAGUAAAAAUGUAUACUCUCAUAUUGCCUGCAGAUAUGAAUUAUAUUCUAUAUAUUA